This is a messenger RNA of Echinococcus granulosus, 3513 nucleotides long. RefSeq lists its product as hypothetical. The record is from RefSeq and is a predicted model, not a curated record. NCBI's taxonomy places the organism in Eukaryota, Metazoa, Platyhelminthes, Cestoda, Cyclophyllidea, Taeniidae. The transcript is spliced from 5 exons. The coding region runs from base 1 to 3513 and encodes 1170 amino acids.
AUGGUGAAUCCUAGUGUUGAGGCUGCAGAGCGUUUGACAGGGCUAUCGCGGAAUGCGAAACGCGUCCGUGAUCGAAAUGCCAGGGCAGCCGCAAAGAAGUUGGCUCAGGCCAAAUCGCAGGCCUCCCACAUGCUGCGACCGACUACAGAGGUGAGGCGCGGUCGUCCGCGUAAGUCUUCACAGCCACUCUUGGAGUCGAACAAGCGAAGUGUCUCCAGAAGUGCCAUGCAGACGAGACCUCGACGCUCGAUGAACAUUCGCCACCACAUUGACUGGAAGUUCUGCUAUGGUGAUGCAAGUGAGAGGACGAGGUUGCAGAAAGGCGGUGAGGUUGCAAUCAUCCGCAAACGUUGUGCACCAACCUCUAGUCAUACGUCUGCAGAUGAGAAUGAGGAGGAGGGGGAGGAGGAAGCAGAAGCAAAGGAGCAGAGGAGAGGGUUGGAGCAAACAAGAGGUGCAGGAGGUGAAGCAAAGCAUGAGACUGGAAUCGUUCAAUGCAAGGGAAUGGGUGCUGAGGCGGACAUUUCACUUGUGAAGAGUGGUGCGGAUGUGGCAACGCAGGAGGCGAGUGUGCUGCGUGGCAGUGAUUUGAGGAGGUGUGCAAGGUCGAUGCUGUUUGAGAGAAAACGCCGAAGAAAUGUACUUCGAUUAGCAUGUGCACAGUCGAGAUCACGGUCUAGGAGCUUGUCGGAGUCAUCAAACGACUUCGAUGGAGGUGCGAGAUGCUACCCACGUAAGGUUGCCGUUGUCAGGCAGUCGCAUGAAGUGGGUUUCCUUGCGGGUCAACGCAAGAGAAGGGGCUGUUUCUAUGCCAGGCCCUCGAGGGCGUUUGCAGCGGCAAGAAAUGCUGUUGCCUCUACUACAGUAGGUGAUGCUGAGGUGCACAUGGAGAGGGCGCGUGCUCUACAUCAUCGGCGUGACUUGCAUCGAAGACUCACUCUGUUGGACCGUGUGGUGUUGGGUCUGACCUGUAGUGUGGUGCAGGAUGGCGACGAGAUUCACAUCAAGCAGCUUCACAGCGACGACCUCAGUAUCCUCCUGCAGCGGGUCACCGAGACUGGCUUCAACAUCAAUGGACUUUCUACCAAAACCAAUGCCAAUAGUGAACAGGAGUUCAAUAUCACUCUCGCCUAUCACCCCAGAGGUGAGGCGUUGGUUCGGCAAGUGCGGAAGCGCAAUACCUCGGGUGCACAAUCAUCGCCAUCGACGACGACGACGACGACGACGACGACGACGACGAUGUUAGCAUCGAACGCUUUUCGCGGCGCGCAGGUCCUCUCACCGACUUCUGUUGCUGCUGCUACUGUUGGUGGCAGUGCUGGUGCCACUGGCGAUACUGUGUGCUUGGAUACGCGCUCCGAUGGUGAGAGCGGACUGAAAGGACGUGAGCUGGUAGUCUGCGACUCGCCGCCGUCUCUGCGACCCAGUUCCGCCAUGGGUUACAACAGGAGCCGCGUAUUGAGUGUGGCGGCUCGUCGCAGAGGUGUGCAGUUAGGUGGGGGACGCAUGCUGCAUCCUCUGCAUCGUAUGGGGAUGCGGCAUCUGAGCGCUGCGGCCGCUGCAGCUGCGGCCGCUGCUGUUGCAAGGUCGUCGGGAAGUGUGACGCGACGUCCGCGCUCACGAGACAGCGAUGCAGCGGAGGAAGGUGGUGACGAUGGAGAGGGAGUGCCUCAUGCCCAUGCUCACAGUCUUGGUCACCAGUCUCACCAUCCUGCUUCUCCGUUUGUGUUGCCCCUCGCGGGGGGACUGAGUUUUCGUCGACACAGCCCUAGAAAGGUUAUUCGCAAGGUAUACACGGGCACCUCGACAGUGCCGAAAAUUCUGAACAGAAGGCGUCUGUUGAUUGCUGGUGGCACUCACUUGUCAUCUCAACAAGCGUCACAGCCAUCGGUGCCACCGUUUGCGCUCUCCCAAACGACUACGACGGUGGCGCCAGUGGGAGUGACGAUGUCGUCGAUGUCGACCGGAGGAAGCGGUGCCGGGGAGGUGGUGAUGGCGAGGGAAAAUCAGUCGUCGCAGGCGUUUUCUCGGGUAUAUAGCUCCGUUGCAAUCGAGGCCGCAACGGCAGAAGCCCUGGUGGAGUCCUCCGAGAAGCGGGUGAGCAGAGGGUUGGGCGAAGAAGUGGUCCACAUGGGCAGUUCCACUGUCGGCACUGCCGCCGGUGCUGCUGUCGGCGUGUCUGGAGGAUCUGUCUCGGAAGUGGUCGCUACGACUGUCGCCGUUGCUACGACGACUGUUAGUGCUGCAGGUGCAACGCUACAGCCGCUGCCUCCAAGCGAAGAGGAGGGUCGCAAGAACCCGGCGAACUUAAUGUGUGCCAGUCAACUGCUGCGUCUGAAACGGCACCACGAUGAGCAGCAUCAGUUGUCGUCAGUGCCAGUGUCUCUGUCCCCACCUCCACCCGCAGUGGAUGCACCGUCGCCUUCUUUGUCUUCGUCACAGUCUGUGCAGAAGAGUCAGCGGAAGUUGAAUCCUGUCCAGCAGCGCGUGGAGCCUGCUGGACUCGCAGGUACUGCUGAUAUCGACGACGGUGCAGACUUUGAGCUCAGUACUGCCCUCAUUCAUCCGCCACCACCACCACCACCGCUGCCGCCACCACCGCCACAGCUUCAGUCGACUGCACCCUCUGUACUGCCCACGACUGUUCACCAGACUGUUCCUAUCGUCGCGAAGGUGAACGAGCCCCUUCGAGAAACUGCAGGCAAACGUCCGUUGAUUCCGGUCGAAAACGCAACUACUGCAUCAGUGUUUCCCGCCACAGCGCAACAUGCAUUCGAUGUGUGUGGAAAGGCAGGCUUCCUCACCGGACGCCCGGUGAUUGCAGCAGGCAGAGGUGUGGUUUCCACUGUGGCUGCUGCUGCCACCGUAGCUGCGACCACGAACAACAAGCGUCCAGUGGUGCACAAGUAUCACACUUUCCGCAAGAUUUCUCCGAAGAAUGAAGUUACCUCCUCUGCUGCCACCGACAGUAGCGCCGCCGCCGUCACCACUGCCACCAGCAAUAGCGGCAGUAGCGGUCGUCCUGCCACGUCAUCGCAGUUGCUGAAGAGUCUCCUUGAAUCCGGUGGUGGUAGUGCUCUCCCAAAUGCCCACUCCUCUCACCAGCCUCGAGCGCCUUCUGCUCCGCCUCCUCUCUCUACUCCUACGCCGCUGCCGCCACCUCCACCGCCUUCCUUGAGAGCACAUGCAAGCGGGCUUUGUGGCUCUUCCCUGUCAGUGGCUGCAGCUAAGUUUAACCAGCCACCAGCCCAUCAGAGCCGUGGAACCUGGCAAUUAGGUGGUCGAGCCAUUGUUAUUGGAGCCUCUAUCACCACACCUUCCAACUCGACUCACCGUCUGCAGUCACUUUCAAUGCCGCCGCCGUCGUCAACACCACCACCCGCGACACCACCCCCACUGACUUCGACGGAUUCCAGCAGCACUGCUAAGUCGGUGGAGGUGAUCACUUUGGACGCGGUUCCACAUGCCGUGCUUCAUGUAGCCGUCAAAGGACGCUCGAAAGCGGAUAACUGA